Leishmania braziliensis MHOM/BR/75/M2904 is the source of this 396-nucleotide messenger RNA. RefSeq lists its product as hypothetical. Bases 1 to 396 code for a protein of 131 amino acids. NCBI's taxonomy places the organism in Eukaryota, Euglenozoa, Kinetoplastea, Trypanosomatida, Trypanosomatidae. The record is from RefSeq and is a predicted model, not a curated record. The transcript has a single exon.
AUGCUGCGGCGCCUCGGCAUGCUGCUCGCGAAGCCCAGGGUGGUACCGCGCCGACCGACUGUGCAUGCCACGAGUAGCUGUAAGAAGGGCAAACGGCGCUUUGAUCUGCUCCACGCUCUGCAGAAGGACCGUCAGCGCAUCGAGCGCAACCGCACGCUGCCGUGGCGUGAGAGGCUCGAUCAGCUCCGUGUGUACCCAUGGAAGCUCUUCUUUGCCUUUAUGGUGUUCUGGUCUUGGAUGGGGACGUACGCGGUGCCGUUCCUCAAAGGCAUGAAGCCCGGCGAGCUCCGCUCGAUUGGCGAGAGAAGACCGAUUCCAGCAGAGGUGCGGAGCAAGGCUGCACCGACGCCGCAGUUUGCGCACUUGAAGGAGCGGGAGUUGAAAGUGAGAGAAUGA